CGCAUUAUUUACUUCCGCUACCGUAUCAACCCACGAACCCACGCGACAGUAUAUCUACUAUAUCUAGCGCCUCCCACCCGCGCGUGGAAAAAGUUGUGUAUGUGUGUUUAACGCCAUGGCCGAACUACAAAUGGAAGUUUUUCUUCAAAGAGUCAGAGAUCAUAGAUUUCUGUACGAUAAAAGCCACCCAGACUACAAAGACACGCAGCUAAAGGAAGCCAGGUGGGCAUUGAUCGCCGAGGAAUUUGGCAUGAAGCCGGACACGUGCGAAAAAAAGUGGCGAAACGCCAGGGACCACUGUGUCAAGAUUCGAAACAAAAUCACCAGUGGGAUGCGAAGUGGCAUGGCGGCAUACCAGUUGCCGACUGUGAAAUGGCCGCAUUAUGAAAUUGUAUCAAGUAUGCUGGGACCACUGCCGUUGGGGUCGAAUAUUACAAAUGCGUCCUCCCUUACGGUACCACAGAGGACCACAGCUCCGACGCCACCUGUAGCGCAGAGCUCCGUGGCGAGCACUUGCUUGGCCAGGUUACUGACAGCGGAGUCCAAUAGCCAGGAACUGCCGUCCCCUUCCUACCCCUCCUCACCCUGUAUAGCUGGGGACGUGUCGGAGCAGACACUGUGCCGCCCAAAUUCAAAUGGAGGUGGAGAGGAUGAACUUGAGACGCGGUUAUCGUGCAACGAGCACUGGACCCAAGAGAGGCAUGGCGAAGCCCCGGUGUCUGCCCAGGACAAAGGACGAACGAGCAGCAGUAGCACACAAGCAGAAAUGAGAGGAAGAACGGCUGGCGAUCUUUCAGUGGACGGUACAAUUCAAAGGACACUGGAGGCGUGCGUCGCCGAGCUGAACGGAUUGCACAGGGAAACGGACGACGUCUGCAUGAACCAUGGGAUAGCCAUUGGUUCCAGGUUGAAAGAGCUGCCCAGGAGGCUGCGUUCUCGGGUGCUGCAUAAAAUAGACGAGGCGUUUUACGAAGUCGAACAAGAAUUAUAUUCAAAAGACUUGGAUCAGUAAAAUACUUUAUUGUUUGUAGCAUAUCACAGACGUUGUCUACUUUACCUUUAUGCUUUUUGGAACAUAGUUAUCUUGCCAUUAGUUCUCAUAAGAGAUAUUUCUCGUGUGAAUUACUAAGUGUUGUUAUGUGUUACGUUAUAUUACUAUUUAACGUGCUAUGUGGAAGCGCUGUUUUAAGCGGAGCAACAAAAAAUUACACCCAAAUCUCCUUUUCACGCUUUUGUGAAUAAAAACAUUAUUAUUAUUAUUA
This is a messenger RNA of Ornithodoros turicata, 1262 nucleotides long. RefSeq lists its product as uncharacterized. NCBI's taxonomy places the organism in Eukaryota, Metazoa, Arthropoda, Arachnida, Ixodida, Argasidae. The record is from RefSeq and is a predicted model, not a curated record. The transcript has 8 exons. The coding region runs from base 116 to 1012 and encodes 298 amino acids. Gene Ontology annotation, biological process: regulation of transcription by RNA polymerase II. Gene Ontology annotation, cellular component: transcription regulator complex; nucleus.